This is a messenger RNA of Ziziphus jujuba (common jujube), 3003 nucleotides long. RefSeq lists its product as uncharacterized. Lineage: Eukaryota; Viridiplantae; Streptophyta; Magnoliopsida; Rosales; Rhamnaceae. The coding region runs from base 242 to 2161 and encodes 639 amino acids. The transcript has 6 exons. The record is from RefSeq and is a predicted model, not a curated record.
GACCCGAUCCUUCGUGGUGUCGCUGACGCGGAGGCUGAGAGAGAGAGAUUGGGUAAUAUGAUCAUGUGAGGCGCGGUGUAUGAUAUCAUCGUCCUCUCAAAACCUUCGUCUUCGAUUCGACUCCGUGCCUUUCUCUCUCUGUUUUCGGGUUUUUUGAAUCGCCGACAAACACAGUCAGCUACUUGUUUUGGAGAGGUGCUUGAUAAAUUGAUUGGAUGUGAAGGUGGGUUUUGAUUGAUUGAUGCAGAAUAUGGAGGACAUGGACAUUGAUCAAGUGGUCGACGUGCCGGACACACCUGAUAGAUUAGCUUCCAGACAUAUUAUUGGCAGGGGUUCUGUUAAAGACUGUAGUUCACCUUUAGCUGGAAAUUUUAGGAGUUUGGAGCCUAUGAAUGGGCUGAGGGGCAAGGGUAAGCUGGUCACUGAAAAUGGGCAUGGUAGAAAAAUGGUUUUCCGUCCACCAAAAUUUGGCAAUCCUGAGAGACAGGAUUGCAGCAACUCUAAUGGUUUUUCCUCUGUAGAGAAUUCAUCUGCUUCCCAACAUGGUCACUUAUUUAGGAGAGCAGCAGUGGAGAAAAUCCAUGGUCACAGGUCCAAGCAGCCUAUUGGAGCUCAGAAUACGGACCAGAUGUCUGGUAAAUUUCCUUCUAAAUCAUCCAUUGGCCAAGAAGGCACUGCAUUUUUUGAUUUAACCAAACAGAACGGUCAUACCCAACAUCCAAGAAAAGCUUUUCCACUUCGUGAAUCGAAAUAUCCUGUGGUCAAAGAAAUACCUGAUUCUAUAAAGAUGUCCAGAAAUGCCUUUAAGGGGAAGGGAAAGAUAGAUGAUAAUACAUCUAAAGGUCCUGCUUUUGACAUGGUUGAUGGAAAAGGGAUUGAUCUGUCCUCUGAUUCUCAAUCUAAAUCUGGAGAGCAGAUGUAUGUUUCUCAUUCUGUUACCUCACCUAGAGUCAGUGGGCAAAAAAGAUUGGUCAGAAAUGGGUGUAUCUCUCCACUCAAUAUAGAGACAAAAGCUAAACAAUUAGCUGAACAACAAAGUAACAGCUCCAAAAACGUUGAACAAAAUCAGGCAGGAAAUGCAGGUUCGAAUCAUCCCCAAUAUGUAGACAUAAGUGAUAUAGUUACUGAAGAUGAUAAUAGUGAAAGAAGGAAAGGAAAAACAAUUGUAAUUGAUCCUUAUACACCAAAGGAGCGCAACACAAAAUAUGUCCAGACAUCUAGCAGUAGCUCUGUAACUGAAAAUGGAAAAGCUAAAGGAACCAGUGAUGCCAGUGGAGAUGCAAUUGGAUGCUCUACAGAAAAUGGUGGUUGGAGAAGUAUACGUAACCCUAUGAGGAAAAUAAAUCCUGCAUUGCCUGAUUCAGCUAGGCAUCUUUCCAGUAGAACAGAUCAUAAUGGAAUAAACUUUAGGACCGAAUCUGAUCAUACAGAUAGGAAUGCAGUUCAAACAGUUUCUUGGCCAGUGUCGGAGGUUGAACAGACAACUGGACCACCUCGUGCUGGAAAGAUAAUCAUCAAGAGGCAAAAGAACCAGGGAUCAGCUUCUAGGAAUAAUGAUGAAUGUUCUACAUCCAUUUCUGAUGACUCCGAUAUUAUGUUUAUUGGCUCAUCCAGAGGAUCCUCCAAUUCAAGAUCAUCCAGCAUUCGGAGCCCUCAAUCUCGGGCUACUUUAGGUCCAGUGAUUGAAAUUGAUGAGUUGUCACCUGUAGUAAGAAACACUAGAUCACAAAGUAUAGAUGAUAUGCAUGAGGAUGAUUUAGAUGCCAGGGCAAGACAAGUAGAAGCAGACGAGAUGUUGGCACGUGAACUCCAAGAACAAUUAUAUCAUGAGGGGCCUAUAGUUGGAGGUGGAGAGAUUGAUGAACAUAUAGCAUGGGCAUUGCAGCAGGAGGAAAAUGGUAUUCAUACUUCUGCUGGAAGUCAAAAUGAGUCGCAUCCUAGAGGACCAACAAUGUCUCAUCUAUAUAGACAACCCCGGUCACGAUCUUCUCCAAAUCCCUCAAGUAGGAGAGGGAACCAAGGUCGGGUCCCUACAUCUACUAGAAUGGCACAGUUGAGGAAUCGCUUUCACAGGCAGUCUGCUGCUGCAUCAACUAGAGCAAGGAAUCUACAAUUUCCUUUGGACAUGGAUCUAGACAUGUAUGCUCACAGCCAGGAUUGAACCUGAACUGGGACAGUUAAUGGGAAUGGCCCUACCGUUCCCUAAGGGGCGUGCAUGGGGUGAUUGAUGAUGGAAUAUGAUUUGAAGAGAUAGGUGAAGUGUAGUUGGCCUGAUUAUAGUGAUGCUAGUAUGAAAUUUUUAUUACCCAUGCAAUCAAUAAUUGUGUUUUUCUGUUGCUUCUGGGCUUUUACUAAUUAUUCUAAUAGCAUUAUAUGAAAUUGAAUGUGCUUAAGGUUUUAAUAUAUGAUUACUUCUACAAGACAUUAUGGUUAUGUAGUUGACUUACAAAAAUAACUGGAAUGUUUUUUUGAUACAUACUACUAUUUGGAAUGCAAAUUGGGAACCACACAUUUUAAAAAUAAAUUUGUAGAUAUGGAAGGAUGUUUCUAUUUUCAAGAAACUCAAUAGUGACAUCUGCUCCUAGGUUGUUGUGAUCCUCUUUCAUAUUUUUAAGCUAAUUUUACUAAUAUAGUGAUGUAAUUAUCGGGUAAAAUAGUUCUUCCUAAUUUUUUGAAAUAAACUUCUAGUUCUAAGAAAGUAAAGAGAAAUCUGCUAAGACAGGGAGAAAAGUUGUACUUUGUUAGUUUCAGUUACAGCUUCUGGAUUGGUACUUUGGAUAUGUUGAAGCACCCUUUGGGAUUUGGUUGAUAUUUUUAGGGACUAUAGUUAGGUGGGAUUAUUGGAGAUUAUUGCUUUCUCCUAAUUUUUUCAUGAGGAUAAAUAUCUAGAAUUUUCUCCUUGAGAUUUGUUUUUUAUUCCUUUUCAAUUGUAAUUUUUCUAAGUAUAGUGAGUGUUAGAAAGCCUAGUUUACUGUCAAGGUGCAUUUUAUUUUUCUGUUUCUG